UCUACCACCAGCGGAUCCAGAUCCCCCGACCCAAAAAGUGGUUCCUGGGCUGAAACACGCCGUUGGCCGUCGAGCGAAUAGCCUCAUCCACCGAUCUCGGACAAGCCACCCGUUCAGGGUCCGUUCAGGGUCUUUGGCAGCACAAAUCCGUGGUUGACAACCGUAUCAAGGAGGUGGUCCGUGGUCUCUUGGAGACUACUGUUGAACAGUCUGCGACAGUAUGAAACGAGAAAUGCGCUUGAAACAAGCACACAUCCGAAGAAAUCGUUUUAUCUCGGAAAUCGAAGAAGCAGCACCUCGACCACAUGUGAACUGGCUAUGGGACCUGGGGAUGCCCUUUUUUUUUUUUUAUAAAUAGGCUCGCGUGGUGCCUGCCUGGUGAUGCUUGAGUGAUCGAACGGCAUCCCAAUCCAGCACCAACUACCCACGAUGAAGCUUCCAUUGUUCUUCCUCGGCUUUAUGGGCCUUGCAGCUGCCACUCCCAUGGGCCUUGAAACCCGCCAAUUCAGUUCAGGAAACGAACUCCGUGACGGGGCCUGCAAGCCCAUCAUCUUCAUUUUCGCGCGAGCAUCCACGGAGCCGGGUCUCCUUGGUAUCUCAACCGGCCCGGCCGUCUGCAACAACCUCAAGAUGGCCAAGGCCGGCCAGGUCCUCUGCCAGGGUGUCGGUCCCGCCUACACGGCCGAUCUACCGUCCAACGCCUUGCCCGGCAACACCUCCCCAGCAGCCAUCAACGAAGCCAAAUCCCUCUUCAACCUUGCUGCAUCCAAGUGCCCCAACAGUCAGAUCCUGGCUGGUGGGUAUAGUCAAGGAACGGCUGUGAUGGACGACUCGAUCAAGGAGCUGAACGACAACGUCAAGGACAUGAUCAAAGGCGUGGUCCUCUUCGGCUACACCCGUAACGCCCAGGAGCACGGCCAGAUCCAGAAUUUCCCCAAGGACAAGGUCAAGAUUUACUGUGCCACGGGCGACAUGGUCUGCGACGGCACUUUGCUCGUCCUCCCCGCCCACUUCACCUACGUCGCCAACACCGGCGAGGCCUCGAAGUGGCUGGAGUCGAAGCUGGGAAGCACCAGCUCCUCAUCGAACCAGAUCAGCAGUGGAACAAGCACCAGCAGCGGCAGCUCGGAGUCGUCGACCACCUCUUCCGGAUCUUCCGGGUUGUCCGGGCUCGGCGGGCUGGGCUCGCUCUUCGGCGGCGGUAGCAGUGGGUCGAGCGGAAGCUCGAGUGGCUUGGGCUCAUUCUUCUAAACGAUCUCACCUAGUGAUGUGGGUGAUGAACGAGUGAAAGGCGGCUAGAGUCGGAAACUGGAAGCUUGUAUACGGAUGGUGGGUG
Messenger RNA from Aspergillus homomorphus CBS 101889, 1336 nucleotides. RefSeq names its product cutinase family protein. The record is from RefSeq and is a predicted model, not a curated record. NCBI's taxonomy places the organism in Eukaryota, Fungi, Ascomycota, Eurotiomycetes, Eurotiales, Aspergillaceae. Gene Ontology annotation, cellular component: extracellular region. Bases 430 to 1251 code for a protein of 273 amino acids. Gene Ontology annotation, biological process: carbohydrate catabolic process. Gene Ontology annotation, molecular function: cutinase activity. The transcript is spliced from 4 exons.